AUGGGUUUCUGGUCACGCUUCAAGCUCGCCACAGUAAUUGUAGCCCAAGUGGUUGCAGCAGUAUACUGCAGCAAACCCAAAUGUGCAUCUCUGGCACAGUCGACCUGCCUCGUCGAGCAUAACGCAACCAUUCUCAGCACCACCUACCAUGCCGUCGGUGCACUCAAUAUCCCUGGGAAAUACAACAAAAUCCCAUUCUGUGAAGUUUGCGCCUCAGUGCAAUAUGGCAAUAACAACUCUCUGGUCUUUGAACUUUGGCUUCCCGAGGCAAAUCACUAUGCAUCACGCUUCAUGGUCAUCGGCAACGGCGGCCAAGGCGGCGAAAUCAGCCAGGCAGACAUGAUGGUGGAACUUUACAAUGAUCUCGGAUUCGCUGUAGCUGGUGGUGAUGCCGGUCAUUUAGCCUCUGAUAAUAUGGCUGGAGAUAUGCCGGGGAUGGGCGCUCCGGGUAUUUACCAGCCAUUCCUGUAUGACGAGUCACAAGUCAAAGCCUGGAUGCACGAUGCGAUCAGUUUGUUCACGCCGGCGUCAAAGCAGCUGAUUGAGGCAUUCCAUGGAAAAGAAGCAGACUUUUCCUACUUCCGAGGUUGUUCGGCCGGUGGAACACAAGGGUUCUCGCUCGCUGAACUGAGACCCGGGCUGUUCGAUGGUAUCAUAGCCGCAUGUCCUGCGAACUGA
This is a messenger RNA of Fusarium venenatum, 678 nucleotides long. Its product is annotated as tannase and feruloyl esterase-domain-containing protein. The record is from RefSeq and is a predicted model, not a curated record. Lineage: Eukaryota; Fungi; Ascomycota; Sordariomycetes; Hypocreales; Nectriaceae.